UGUGUAAACAUUCGAUGACCAAGUAAUCACUAUUACCUUAAACAAAUCUGCUAACCAAUGUUAAUCACAACCAACCAGAAAAAACAAACAUUAAUAAUGUGAAAUAAAUUUAGAAUUAAAGAAUUUGUUUAGAAAUAAUAAUAUACGAUAUUAAUUUUACAACAUCAUCAUUAGGUAGUUAAAAUGAACGACUCAGAUGAUCUGUCGUGCAUAUCGCAGUGGUUUGAAUGUGCGUCCAACACUGCUACGGACACUUGGCAGGCCGUGAAUUUUUGUUCAAUAUUAGACAAAGACAAGCUGCACAACAUCCAAACAAACUUUCGUUACUUGGAAACGAACGUCAAGUUACAGAUUCUAGUGAGCUUCUUUUAUUUAGAGCCAAUUGAAGUUGACGUUUUGAAAUGCCACUUGAACAAAGUCGUCGACGUAGCUGUUGAUGAUAUAGAAGGUUGGGUGUCCUCACUUGGUAAGUUGGUGGGGUUGUUUUUAGCCACCGGAAGUCUGAGUUUCGAAAACUUAGAUUACUAUCCACCGGCAGUAGUUGAAUUGGUUAAUGAAUUAAGACCGUUGUUGAACAAUCAUGUCGAAACUUAUCCGUCUAUUGAUAUGUUCUAUAUGAACCAAAGUAGCAUGAGCACGACAAAGAUGAAUUCGAAACGGGCGCAAACUCAUUUCCAAAUAAAAAAGAAGACCAAGGCCCAAAUUUUGAAAGAGAGAUUGGCCGAACAUAGCUUGCAACCCACAAGGCCAAGUUCAAUGAUUGACAGGAGAACUGACAGGUUGUCAAAUUCCAAUAGCAAGAUUAAUAAGCAUAACGAGGCUAUUAAACAGUCGGUUAGAUCAGAUAAUAUGCGGAAGAAUUCCACCUCAAAGUCGAACGAAAAGAAAUCUGAUCCUGAUAGACCACCUUUGCCAAAGUUGUCGAUUGGAGAACUUAUGAGACAAAAAGGUGUUACUUGCUCAGAUUUAUUUAAGGAAAAGGACAAAAAUGGAAUUCCACAUUCCUGCAAAAGCAAUACGUCAAAGACUUCGUCUCCUCCGGAUAAAAUUACAAGUGUACGUGAUACCAUGUCACUUCCAAGUAAUCUUAAGGGAUCAUCAGUUGCAUAUUCACCCGAUAGUGAUGUAACCGUUGAGAAGAAAUCCCAAUAUUUUUUGCCGAAGAAGACACCGAAGAGACCAAAAGUUACACCACUAGGUAGAUUAAGAAAGAGAUUCGGUUACGUUGCAGAAAUAAAUAGAAGCAUGCGCCUGCGUGAUGCAGAAUGGAAAUCUCCACCAGCAGCUAGCUUACCCACUCCCCCCUUAACUGAAGCUAUGCAUGUCGAAGAGGUAUCACAACCGUUAUCUUUAUCUAAUAUACUGGAAGAAGAUUUAGAGCUAUCUUCAAGUAGUAAUGAUGACAGUUUCCAAGAAUCAACAGAGCCACAUAGUGCUAAUAAAUCAAGUUCAGCAGUGCCCCAAAGAUCAAUUCUUGAAGAUGAUCUGUUUAUCUCCGAUGACGAAGAAGACACACCAGUGAAUUCUAAACAGCUUCACAAAUCUCCUUCUCCUCAGAAAAAGAAAACAGUACAUGGCUCCAAUUCAAAAUCCAAUAAAAGUCCAACAAAACUAACGAAGAAGCAAGAUUCCAAAUGUAACGACUAUCCAAAAUUUUUGUCAAUGCCCCAAUUAUUCGAAAAUGACGACGUACCUAUUGAAAACAGUGUAACAACUUCAGCGAUGCCCCAAAGAUCAAUUCUCGAGGAAGACUUGUAUAUUUCUGACGAGGAUGAAGACACAACUAAUGACUCUACGGAUUCCGUUGCAAAAAUAAACGGUGUGACUAAAACACCAAGCAAAUCAGUUACACCUGUGAAAUCCCCGGCUGAUAAAAGUAAGAAAAAUGAGCGAACUAAUGCUCCCUACGAUGUUAAGACAAAAAUAAACGAUGUGAGCAAGUCAAAAAUCACUGAUACACAUGCGAGAUCCCCGGCUGAUAAAAGUAAGAAAAUAGAGAAUGCUUCCUGCGACGUUAAGACUGGAGUUAAAAGAAAAUUGGAUCAACAAAAACAUGAUAUUUUGAUGGACAGAAGAAGAAAAGUAGCUAAAGUUAAGAUGUUAGCUGCAGAAUUAAGAAGACUCACAAGUCUUGCUGAAAGUUUUAAGAAAAAUGAUUUGGCUUUAUCAGGUACUGGUGACGAAUCUAAUAAACAAACAGGAGGCGUUAAUAUGGAAUCCCCUGUAAAAAAUUUGAUGUCAUCUUCAAAAGUAGAAAAUUCUGUAGUCAAGGGAGAAAAUAUGGAAUGUUCUUCUGGCAAACCUUCCAAUGAUAAAGAAAAUUCACCUAUGCCGCCGUCAAAGAAGAAAGCAAUAAUAUUGCAAAAUAUUGUGAUUAAGCCUAAAAGAGUAUCAGACGGGCGUGUACUAAGAGAAUUUAAUGUCGCAGGUGGUCUGACCCAGGAGAAACGUAAGGUAGCCCAAGAGAUAUUUGAAGUACAAGACAAUUUAACACUAGCCGACAAAGUUUUAAUAAUUAAUUUUUUGUCUGGCUCCACCACACAUCCAAGUCCACACUUAGGUGCCAACAUUUCCUUAAAAUUAUCUGACCGAAAUUUAUUUCAGUCAGACGCUAAUCGCAGUGAAAUUCACUUAAACAUGUAUCCCGAUUCUGGACGAUGGGCAAUAACAGACACGACAGUGGCUCAGAAACCAGCUGAGAAAUCGUCAAAAUAGAUUUAUUUGCGGUCAUUAUAUCCAUUCUUGUAACUCGUACUAUGUCCCGUGAUAUUUAGAUUAGUUGUAGUUUUAAUUUAUGCUAUGAUGUGUUUUGUAUAAAGGUCGUUGUUAUUA
Molecule: messenger RNA, 2832 nt
Organism: Aethina tumida (small hive beetle)
Lineage: Eukaryota; Metazoa; Arthropoda; Insecta; Coleoptera; Nitidulidae
Product: probable replication factor C subunit 1
Exons: 7
Coding region: 184-2715 (843 amino acids)
Source: RefSeq, a predicted model, not a curated record